Molecule: messenger RNA, 1536 nt
Organism: Radiomyces spectabilis
Lineage: Eukaryota; Fungi; Mucoromycota; Mucoromycetes; Mucorales; Radiomycetaceae
Product: ABC1 family-domain-containing protein
Exons: 4
Biological process (GO): mitochondrion organization; lipid homeostasis
Cellular component (GO): mitochondrial inner membrane
Source: RefSeq, a predicted model, not a curated record
GGAGCUGCAGGCACAGGGCUCUAUUACACGAAUGACGACUUUCGCCACCUGACCAUCGCUUUGCAACGCUGUGGAACAGCGGGAGCGGUCACUGUGCAGGUCGCCUAUCACUAUCAACGCAUGCUUUCUCGAGAAUAUGCCACCGAGGAAGAACGAAAACAAGCGAAGCGAGAAUGCGAUUUACAAUGUGCGAAUAUUGUGCUGGCAGGUUUGCAAAAGCUGGGCGGUAUCUAUGUCAAACUCGGCCAACACAUCUCGGCGAUGAUGUACAUUUUACCUGUGGAGUGGACAUCGACCAUGGCCGCUUUGCAAGAUCGAUGUGAAGCAAGUUCAGCCCAAGAUAUUCGAGAACUGUUUUCGAGUGAUUAUGGUGAAAGCUUGGAUGAUAUUUUUGAGGAAUUCGAUUGGCGCCCUCUGGGAGUGGCGUCACUGGCACAGGUGCAUCGAGCUCGGUUACGUCCUUUGCGCGACGGUACACGAUUGGGGAACGAUGGUUGGGUAGCGGUCAAACUGCAACAUCCCAGAUUGGAUGAAUUUGCCAAGAUCGAUUUGGCCACUGUGACUUUUAUCGUUACCACCAUCAAGCGUGUGUUUCCCGAUUUUGGAUUUGAAUGGAUCAUGCAUGAAAUGCGUGAAUCGUUACCCCAAGAAAUGGAUUUCAGGCAUGAGGCGAAAAAUGCCCACCAGGUAGCUCGAAACUUUGCUGCUGAAUGUAAAAAGGGAACCACACCUUUGGUUAUUCCGGAAAUCAUUUGGGCAAGGCGACGUAUUAUGUGCAUGGAAUUUAUUGAAGGAGCCCGCAUUGACGAUUUGGAGUACAUGAAGCGCCACAACAUUGAUGCGGCCUCGGUAUCGAAAGAACUGUCGGCCAUCUUUUCGAAAAUGAUGUUCCUCGAUGGAUUCGUGCAUUGUGAUCCUCAUCCCGGUAAUGUACUUAUUCGUCCUGCCAAAAAUCCAAAGCACUCGUCUUUCAAUUUCGAUCUUGUCUUGCUGGACCAUGGACUUUACCGAACACUGACCGACGAUUUGCGUACAAACUAUGCUCAUCUGUGGACGUCGUUGAUCAAGGGGGAUGAAGAAGGCAUUCGUACCUAUGCUUUGCUUGUGGGAUGCAAAGCGAAUACCCAUCGUUUGUUUGCUUCUUUGUUGACGGGGCGUGAGUGGCAGACCAUUCAGUCGGCGGAUCUUUCGUCAUUACGUUCCGAUACAGAAAUGGAGCGUGUGUCGGGUCGUGCCUCGGGUUUCCUACUAAAAGUGGCCGAUAUCUUGGCGACGUUGCCGCGUGUUGUGCUAUUGCUGUUGAAAACAAGCGAUCUUUUGCGUAGCUUGGAUGAGACAUUACGAGUCUCUGUCGGCGAUCAUAUGACAUACAUCAUCAUGGGCCGUUACUGCGCCAAGGCGGUGUGGCUGGAAAGCAAGAAGCGCGUGCUCGAUAUGAUGUCCACGACUGGCGUGACAUGGCACCUGUUCAAGCAACUUUCCAAUGCGUGGUGGGAAUACCAUUCGCUGGAACUGGGAUUAUGGCUCUAUCAGUUA